AUGUCUCUUGCCGCUGUACCCACUAGCCUGUUGCUUUCGGAGCUGCAGAAGCGUAUUGAAUGCGCCAGUAAGAAAGAGCGUCGUACUAUCUUCAUCGGUCCCCCUGGCUGUGGAAAAGGAACGCAAUCACCUCGAGUGAAAGAUGAAUAUUGCUUGUGUCAUCUGGCUACGGGUGACAUCUUGCGUGCCGCCGUUGCCGCCGGCACUGACAUGGGUAAGAAGGCCAAGGCUGCUAUGGAGUCGGGGGCUCUCGUGACCGACGAGAUUGUCGUUGGCAUUAUUAAGGACGCUAUCAAGAGCCCAGAAUGUAGACGAGGAUUCAUUCUCGACGGCUUUCCCCGCACGGUCGUGCAGGCGAAGAAGCUCGACGAAAUGCUUGCUGCGGAAAAUGUCCAGGUGGAUGCGGUCAUCAAUUUCAACGUUCCAGAUAAAGUGUUGGUAGAGCGUAUCGCGGGUCGUCGCGUGCACCCGGCCAGUGGCCGUAGCUACCACGUAAAGUUUGCUCCACCUAAGGUCGAUGGAAAGGACGAUAUCACUGGCGAAUCAUUGAUUCAACGCAAGGAUGACAAUGAGGCCACGCUGGGAUCACGUCUUCAGGCUUUCCACAAGCAAACUCAACCGGUUAUCGAUUUUUACCGCAAACAGGGCAAGCUUACGGAAGUAAAUGCUCACGCUGAGAUGGACAAGGUUACGGAGCAGAUUCGCAAGAGUCUUGGAACGGACUAA
This is a messenger RNA of Plasmopara halstedii, 726 nucleotides long. RefSeq names its product adenylate kinase. Gene Ontology annotation, cellular component: cytoplasm; mitochondrion. The record is from RefSeq and is a predicted model, not a curated record. The transcript is spliced from 3 exons. Gene Ontology annotation, molecular function: AMP kinase activity; ATP binding. Gene Ontology annotation, biological process: nucleobase-containing compound metabolic process. NCBI's taxonomy places the organism in Eukaryota, Oomycota, Peronosporomycetes, Peronosporales, Peronosporaceae. The coding region runs from base 1 to 726 and encodes 241 amino acids.